This is a messenger RNA of Calliphora vicina (urban bluebottle blowfly), 2393 nucleotides long. Its product is annotated as proton-coupled amino acid transporter-like protein CG1139. Lineage: Eukaryota; Metazoa; Arthropoda; Insecta; Diptera; Calliphoridae. Gene Ontology annotation, biological process: amino acid transmembrane transport. The coding region runs from base 490 to 1860 and encodes 456 amino acids. The record is from RefSeq and is a predicted model, not a curated record. Gene Ontology annotation, molecular function: L-amino acid transmembrane transporter activity. The transcript is spliced from 7 exons.
UAAAAACUAUAAAGUGUAAAUAAACAAUUUAUAUAAACAAAGAACAACUUACUUCUAAACCGCCAAAAACAUAGUGAACAAUUAUUUUCAAACAAAAAUUUAUUAUUUAAAACAAAACGUGAAAUGGUGACAAUUACCAAUUCUUAUUUAGUAUUCAAACCAUCAAUUGUUAUUACUUAAUAUUUACUACUGAAUAAAUAAAACCAAAAGAAUUAAAUAAUAAAAAUAUUUACCCCUAAAAAAGUUUCUUUUUAAAUCAUGUACUACGUGUUAGAAUCUCAUAAGCAAAAGUAACAAAGUAAAAAAAAGGAUCAUAAAUACAAACAUACAACCGCACUUAGAUACAUAUUUAAGAUCCCAGUGUUAAUGAAUUUAUUAAUCCAAAACGAUCACAAAACCUUAUUUGUAGCUUCUCGCCCAUACGCUGCAACAAAAGCAACAAGUGUUUGCUGAAACAUUUAAAAGAUUUGCUGCUGAUUUCUCAGAAAGAUGACCAACACGAAUUCCACGUCUAAAGAUAAAUCGAAUUCGGUUGUUUCGUUAACCGAUUUCCAUUCAAGAACAAAUCUCACAGAAAAAGGACAAAUACACGAUGAAUAUGAUCCCUUUGCAAAUCGUGAUCAAGAAAAUGGCAGCUCUACAGCUGGAGCAUUGGCUCAUUUAUUGAAGAGUUCCUUGGGAACGGGUAUUUUAGCUAUGCCUAUGGCUUUUUACAAUGCUGGCCUAGUGUUUGGCAUGAUCGGUACCCUGGUUGUUGGUUUCCUUUGUACAUAUUGUGUGCACAUAUUGGUUAGAACUUCACACAACAUUUGCAAAGAUGCUCGUGUGCCAUCUUUAAGUUUUUCCGAAACAGCCGAAAAAGUAUUCGAAUAUGGUCCAACGCCCCUAAGACCCUGGGCUAAUUUUGCCAAACAAUUCGUAGAUGGUUCCUUAAUGGCCACUUACUAUGCUGCUGCCUGUGUGUAUAUCGUCUUUAUUGCCACCUCGUUCCACGAUGUCAUCAACUAUGAUUUCGGUAUCAAGUGGGAUGUACGUAUUUACAUUGCAAUGACACUGGUGCCCUGUCUAUUUAUUGGCCAGAUACGCAAUCUAAAAUGGCUGGUUCCAUUUUCAGCAAUGGCCAAUGUUUUCAUUGUUGUCACGUUCGGCAUCACCCUCUACUACAUGUUCAACGUACCCAUGGUGGUCAGUGAUAAACCCUACAUUGCCAAGGUAUCACAAAUUCCCUUGUUCUUCGCUACUGUCAUCUUUGCCAUGGAAGGUAUUGGUGUAGUUAUGCCUGUUGAAAACUCAAUGAAAAAACCCCAACAGUUCUUGGGUUGCCCUGGUGUUUUGAAUACGGCCAUGAUAACUGUCGUAUCGUUGUACGCCAUUAUUGGCUUCUUUGGUUAUAUACGUUUUGGCAAGGAGGUUCGAGGCAGUAUCACAUUGAAUUUACCUGACGGAGCACCAUUGGCUGAUGCUGCUAAACUUUUAAUGGCCAUUGCUAUUCUCUUCACCUAUGGUUUGCAAUUCUACGUUCCCAAUGAUAUUUUAUGGAAGAAGAUCAGCCACAAAUUCGACCCCAAGAAUCAUAACAUUUCGCAAAUUCUAUUGAGAACUGGUAUUAUUUUAAUCAGUGGUGGUGUAGCUGCUGCCAUACCCGAUUUGGAACCAUUCAUUAGUUUAGUGGGAGCUGUAUUCUUCUCCUUGCUGGGCAUCUUUGUACCCAGUUUUGUGGAGACUGUCUACCUGUGGCCCAACAUGGGCUGGGGCAAAUGGAAAUUGAUUAAAAAUGUUUUAUUGUGUGUUUUAGCCAUUUGUGCUUUGGUAGCUGGUGCUACUGUCAGUAUUGAGGAAAUUAUUAACAUGUACAAAUAAUUUAAAGUUAAAUGUUUAACUUUAUGUUUUAUUACGUCCCUACUCCUCGUUAAUUUAGUUAAUGUAAUUAUAAAGAUUUUCGAAAGUAAGCUGGUCUUGCCAGUAAGUUGGAAUUGAUAAUUUGUUAAGUCUAAUUUAAUUUGAAAGUGAAUUCAAAAAAAAAAAAUAUAACAUACAGAAGUUUAAAAUUUCAAACACUAUUUAUUAACUUUAACUAAAUUUGCUUUUAUAAUUGUUGAAUUUAUUUAAAAAAAAGAGUUUUAAAUAUUUAUUAUGGAUUUAAAUCAUUCAAUCAAUAUCUUCUUAUUUGUGUUUCGAAGUAUAUUUUUUAAGUUUUUAGACUGCUUGUAUUUUAUUUUUUAAGUUCUAGCUUUAAGCUAAAAGAAAAUUGUUAACUGCUUGCAGAAUAUUGCAUACAUAAUAAGAAUUUACUAUUUAAGUGUUUAAUUAUAAGAAUAAUAAAAAAAUUAUAAAUUUUUUACAAAAAAUAAAAUAAAUAUGUACCUAUGUUCUUAAUAAGUUAACAAAAAUAA